Molecule: messenger RNA, 2388 nt
Organism: Triticum aestivum (bread wheat)
Lineage: Eukaryota; Viridiplantae; Streptophyta; Magnoliopsida; Poales; Poaceae
Product: putative cysteine-rich receptor-like protein kinase 35
Exons: 15
Coding region: 655-2244 (529 amino acids)
Biological process (GO): protein phosphorylation
Molecular function (GO): ATP binding; protein kinase activity
Source: RefSeq, a predicted model, not a curated record
GAGAACUUUGCGCUCCACUUUUCCAUCUCUCCAUAAAGUAAAGUGCGGUUGUUCCAUCUCCACUGAUUAGCCGCCCACUGCAGCCAUCGUCUUAAUUUCUCCCCUCCCGGUCGUCCUCCCGUCAACGGCCAUGGAUGUGGCUUCUCCUAGCUCCGAUGGAGAUCUGCAGGCAGGGCUCCUGCACCCCACCGCUAGCAGCUCCAACUCCAUCUCCAGGUGUCCUCAUUUGUCCCAGCAGAGACAUUAACAUGGCUAGCAAGUUGCAAAAUGCAGCAAGUCUAACUAUCCGACUACUACAACAAAUCACGGAUAAUUUCUCAGAGGAGCGAAAAAUUGGUCAAGGCGCAUAUGGAACGGUUUACAAGGUAACAUGGCAUGCUUGGUUUUCGACUCUGAAUACAAGGUAACAUGGCAUGCUUGGUUCUGUUAGUAAAAUUUGCAGGAGAUAUUUCGACUAGAAUAAUGUAGUGCAUUAAGCAAUCUACUUGCUUAAUUCCAUUGACAACCUUCGACAGACUAUCUAACAAAACGCGACAUAAAACCAAGCAUAACCUGGGGGUGCAUGCCAAUGGAGAGGAGAUUGCUGUAAAGCUGCUCCGUAAUAACCUGCAAGGAACUGACGAUGAGCAAUUCAAACGUGAGUUUGAAAACCUCAUGAGGCUCGAUCAUCACAACAUUGUACAGUUAGUUGGCUAUUGCUACGAAACACAUCAUAAACCUAUGCUGCACAAUGGAGAAACCAUUUACGCUGAAGAAACAAACAGAGUGCUCUGCUUUGAGUAUAUGCGAAAUGGAAGCCUUCAAAAGCAUAUUUCUGAGGAAUGUGAUGGACUUGACUGGCACACACGUUACGGAAUUAUCAAAGGGACAUGUGAGGGAUUAAAAUACCUUCAUGAAGGAUUCAAAGAACCAAUUUACCAUAUGGACUUGAAACCUGACAAUAUACUGCUAGAUGAGAAUAUGAUGCCAAAACUAGCAGAUUUUGGCUUGUCUAAGCUCUACGAUGGAGAACAAUCAGUGAUCACUCAAAUUCUUACGGGAACAAUUGGAUACUUGCCGCCGGAAUAUUUAUUUGAACACAUAGUCUCGAAGAAGUUGGACAUAUUCAGUCUGGGUGUUGUGGUGACAAAGAUAAUUACGGGGCCUAGAGGCCCCACCAGGAGGGCUGAAAUGACUUACCAAGACUUUAUUAAUCAAGUACAUGUAAACUGGAGGAAAAGAUUGCAGGAAACAUGGCAUGCUUCCCAACCUUUAGAAGCGUAUUGCAAGCAAGUGAACAUAUGCAUUGAAAUAGCAUUGACCUGCAUGGAGAGCGAUAGGCACAAAAGGCCUACUAUAGUAGAUAUCAUACAUAAACUGAACGAGACUGAAACUGUGAUCAAAGAGCUGAAAAAUGAUGAGGGUCACCGAUGGACAAGCAACCAUAUUACCGAGGAUAUUGUAGCGCAAGAAACUGAGCGUGAUUAUCGUGCUAUACCUGAUCAAGACCCAACACUCAUGGAACCUGUUAGGAGUGAUGUAUUAGAAAAUACAGAGGGAGUUGAGAAUGAAUAUGCAGCUGCAGAGGAUGAUCCCCUGCCAGGCAUAAAAGGACUAAGAAUCACAGGUGAAGCUUUCCCUGGAAGAGAACUUCAAGCGAGUGGGUUUUCCAUCAACGGAACCAGAGGUUGUAAUUUCGAGUGGGUACGCCAUUUCGAAGAUGGAUCCGUGAAGUUCAUAGAAGGUGCACGGCAGCCCACAUAUGUAGUUACCGCUGACGACGUGGACACUCUACUAGCCAUUGAGGUCCAGCCACUAGAUGACCGAAAAAGAAAGGGAGAUGUCCUGAAGAUUUAUGCCAAUGAACAAAUGAGAAUUACUUGCGAUCCUGAAAUGAAGGAGCUUAUCAAAAGAAUCCUUUCCAUUGGGCAUGUGUCUUAUGAAGUCCUGCUACCUUUUCAGGUUAGAUUUCUAGAUAUGUGGGAACCUGCUGUAUUGUCAAUAAAGAGGGAAGGUUACAGCAUUAAGUGUAACGGACAACGCGGUGUUGUCAUUACAGAGAGAUUCCAGCAAUCCACGGAUAUCAGUAUCCCAUGGGCGCAUCCUACUGAGUUUUCAAUUCAGUCAGCUAAGGGCACGCAGUAUAAUGUCAAGCCUGCUGAAAAUUCCCCAUCACGGGAUACUAUUGUUCUAAUACUGAGGGUGUUCAGGAUGCAGGCUAUUGAGAAGAGCAAAGCAAGAAGAUGGGGCAUCUUCUCCAAGUAGAGUAGUGUGGAGUGGAGUAGGGUAGAAGGCUGGGGUUGCUUAAAGAUAUUUAUGUUUGGCUCGUGAUUCUUGUGUGCAGAAUGAAAGAGCAAGCUUGUUUUCGUGCAUUUUAUUGGUCUAUCUGUCAGACUGUAUGCCUGUGUC